Messenger RNA from Oldenlandia corymbosa var. corymbosa, 1198 nucleotides. The record is from the annotation of a GenBank genome assembly. NCBI's taxonomy places the organism in Eukaryota, Viridiplantae, Streptophyta, Magnoliopsida, Gentianales, Rubiaceae.
AUUAAGUUGAUUUAUUGUGUCGAUAAAUAUAUAAAACCUUCUUCUCUUUAUCAUUGAUGAUCACCAAUACUCUCUCAUCACAACCAUUAGACUAUAACAAAACAUCUUCCUUUUCUUUUCGAGAUUUGAAUGUCCAGCUUCAACUUGGGAAAGAAGCUUCUGCCCGCUAAGAAGGCGUGGAAGAACUUCAAGUUCACAUUCCGAUCCAAACUCCAAAACUUGAGGAUCAACAAAAAAUCCAUCAAAACAACCAAAAACAACUACAUCAAAGCUCUCAACAAGAUUCGAGUUCUCAUCCCAACUACAAUCCAUUCCCUUAUAACUAAGCGGCGCCAUUCAUCGCCUCCUCGUUCUCGCCACCAUUUUCAUUACAACCGUCACCAAUACAUGUCAACGACGACAAGUUCAUCAUCAUCAUCAUCAUCAGCUAUACAUGUUGAUGAACUAUUUCCAGGGCUCACCGGCCGGAUUCACAAUACGGUAAUCACAUCGAGUUCGAGUAGUUCAUCAUCAACAAUAUUAGGCGGCGAAAAGGCGAAAAUUGAAAAAGUUUGUGAACAACAUCAUCAUAUUAUUAUUAGUGUCAACCGGCCAGCUGCGGAGGUGAAGAUUCUUGAGAGGAAGAAUAGUAGUAUUAAAAAUGAUCAUCGAGUUCAGGGAAAUGCUAAUUAUUCCAAAAUCUCAUUUGUGAAUUCGUUGUCCCGAUUUCGCGGGGUGGAUGAAAGAGCCGAGGAAUUCAUAUCAAAGUUCCGCAUGGAAAUGAAGCUUGAAAGGGAGCAAUCGAUUCUUGAUUUUCAAGAGAUGUUGGCUCGGAGUGUUUAAUGUAUGAUUUCCUGGGAAAUCAUUGUCGGGUUUGUUUUUAUUAUUACAGUAUAUAUAUAUAUAUAUAUAUAUAUAUAUAUAUAAUUUUUUAUUUUUUUCAUUGGGCUUUCCAAUUUUUGAAGGAAUCCUAAAAUUCUCAGUUCUUCUUUUUAGGUGUGUAGGGUUAAUGUUUGUUGAAACUACUCAUACUAGGUGAAGUAAAAAUGCGCCCAAUUCUUUUUCUCCAUGUGUUUUUUUUUGGUAAAAGAAUUGAUCAAAAGUCUUCUUUUUUCUUUUUCCUUCCUUCAAAUAUUUAUUUGUAUUGGAUUGGACCAUAUACUUGGUAUAAGAACAAGUGCAACUCUUGUACAUGUUAAUGUAACAUUUUACUCGCGAC